This is a messenger RNA of Suricata suricatta (meerkat), 3111 nucleotides long. RefSeq names its product serum amyloid A like 1 (gene SAAL1). The transcript has 12 exons. Bases 39 to 1457 code for a protein of 472 amino acids. NCBI's taxonomy places the organism in Eukaryota, Metazoa, Chordata, Mammalia, Carnivora, Herpestidae. The record is from RefSeq and is a predicted model, not a curated record.
UUCCGGCUCGGCUCCUCCGAGCGAGUGGCGGUUAGGUCAUGGACCGCAACCCUUCGCCGCCGCUGCCGAGUCGGGAUGAUGAGGAGGAGGAGGAGGGUGCCGGGGGAGACUGCAUAGGGAACACGGUCUACAGCAAGCACUGGCUCUUCGGUGUCCUCAGCGGACUCAUUCAGAUUGUUACUCCUGAAAACACCAAAUCCAGCUCAGAAGAGGAGGAGCAGCAGAUGGAGCUCGAUGAAGAAAUGGAGAAUGAAAUUUGCAGAGUAUGGGAUAUGUCCAUGGAUGAGGAUGUGGCUUUAUUUCUCCAAGAAUUUAAUGCCCCUGACAUAUUUAUGGGAGUAUUGGCCAAAUCCAGAUGUCCUCGAUUAAGAGAAAUCUGUGUGGGAAUUUUAGGUAAUAUGGCCUGUUUCCAGGAGAUAUGUGUGUCCAUCAGCAGUGAUAAAAAUCUUGGACAGGUGUUACUGCACUGUUUGUAUGAUUCAGACCCUCCUACUCUGCUGGAAACAAGCCGGUUGCUGCUUACUUGUCUUUCCCAGACAGAAGUGGCCAGUGUCUGGGUUGAAAGAAUCCGGGAAUAUCCUGCUAUUUAUGAUAGUAUUUGUUUCAUUAUGUCCAGUUCAACAAAUGUUGACUUGCUGGUGAAAAUAGGGGAAGUUGUGGACAAGCUUUUUGAUUUGGAUGAGAAGCUAAUGUUGGAAUGGGUUAGAAAUGGGGCUGUUCAGCCUCUGGACCAACCCCAGGAAGAUUCUGAAGAGCAGCCAGUGGUUAGAAUUGUGCCCUGUGUGCUUGAAGCUGCCAAACAAGUACGUUCUGAAAACCCAGAAGGGCUCGAUGUUUACAUGCAUAUCUUACAGCUGCUUACCACUGUGGAUGACGGAAUUCAAGCUAUUGUACAGUGUCCUGAUACUGGAAAAGACACUUGGAAUUUACUUUUUGACCUGGUCUGCCAUGAAUUUUGCCAGUCUGAUGAUCCGCCCAUCAUACUUCAGGAACAGAAAACUGUGCUGGCCUCGGUGUAUUCCGUGCUAUCUGCCAUCUUUGCUUCACAGGCAGAACAGGAGUAUCUAAAGAUAGAAGAUCUUCCUCUAAUUGACAGCCUGAUUCGUGUCUUACAAAACAUGGAACAUUGUCAGAAGAAGCCAGAGAACUCGGUAGACUUGAACACAGAAGAAACGAAAAAAUCUGAUUUAACCCAAGAUGAUUUCCACUUGAAAAUCUUAAAGGAUAUUUCAUGCGAAUUUCUUUCUAAUAUUUUCCAGGUUUUAACAAAGGAGACUGUGGCUCAGGGAGUGAAGGAGGGCCAGUUAAACAAGCAGAAGUGUUCCUGUGCAUUUCAGAACCUUCUUCCUUUUUACAGCCCUGUGAUAGAAGACUUUCUCAAAAUUCUACAUGAAGUUGAUAAAACUCUUGCUGAUGACCUGGAGGAAACCUUCCCAAGUUUGAAGGUUCAGACUUAAUAACUGAAUUGGAGUUUCCUCUGCCCAAUAAAUGAACUUUAUUUUCUUCGCUGACAAUUGAAAUUGACAUAUAGGCGAUUUUAGGUAAAGCCUGUUGGAUCCUAAUUGUCUGGUAUUACACUCAUGCCCUUCUCCCUGCCCCAGUCUUCCCUCACUUUCAUUUGGCACUGGAAUCUGGAGUUUUCUCUGCUGUCAAAUCCCCACUUCCCUUUUACGAAAGUAUGGUUUUGUGUUUAUUUGCUCUCUUCAGGUAAAGAAAACAAAAAUACAAGCUUAUCAUUGAGGUUCUUUUUAGAUUGAGGAGUUGGUGAGGAUUUUCUUCAUACCUCUUAAUUUGAUUUUUUUACAUGAGAAAUUUGUAUUUGUAUCCACUAAAGUACAUUGAGCUGCACUAUAGAAAACCCUGUUCUAACAGCUUAAUCUGUUAUAUAUCUUUUAUGUAUCUAAUGCAAUAAGAAAUCUAGAGGUGGGCAGUCUAGACCUGAUAUAUUUGACUCAGGGAUCCUGAUUCCUUUUUCGUCUCCGUGUGUUCUGCUGUAUAGGCCUUUGUGUUUAUAUUUAUUGUCCUGUGGUUAAGGGGGCUGUAACAUCUCUGGACUUUACAUCCACAUUCAGGGAGGAAAAAGGAGGAAGAUGCAAAGGUACUUUUUCCUAGCAAGUACCUACCUUUCUAGGACAGCCCUCUCUGGCCCUGUAUUGCAGGGACAUCCCUAACUGCAGGUAUUUAAAAUCAAGUACAUACUUUUCCCCCCUAGGAUAUAUAGGAGAGAAAGGCAGGAAGAGAAGGGAGAUGUGAAAGGUUUUUUGAUAGUCUGUGGUGUUUGCUACAGUAUGCAGACACAUCUUAGCCAUUCUGUGACUGUUGAGUCACUUACAUGCCAGACUGUUAGUUACAGUUUAGCUUGGUUACAGUUCAGUUUUUUUUUUUCAAAGUUGUAAGUAUGAAGAUAAAAAUGUAACAUUUUGAUGAAAGUGCAUUAGCAGAAUUCUCUAUUUUCAGCAUAAUUCUCGUGGUUGAAUUUCAGAAAAUGAUUUGUUUGAAUUCAAAUUUUUGAAAUUAAGAUACAGGGAGCUUAAGAACUUCUGAUUGGAUACAGACUACUAUACGUGAUUUCCCUGACAUACUUUUAUCAUUCUUUAUAGUGCUUCUGAAUGAAAUAUGUUCAGAGAAUCAGCCAAGUACACUUAGGGAAGCAUUUAGUUUGCAUUGUUUUCAUUGCUGAAAGUAGAAUUUUUAAUAGGUUUUAAGAAAAUAUUAGGAAUAACAAAGCCAGCUUUUUACCAGUCUUCAGGUCGUCUUCUGGGUUAUUUACACUGAUGUGACAGUUAAUCUAGUGCUAUUUGUGGGAUGAAGUGAAGUUAGGAGCCUCUUACUCCCCUAUCUUCCCAGCCUCCUCUGCAGAGUCAGCUCUUUAAACCUCUUUUCUGGUAUAGUUUUUCCUCAAUUUACUACAGAAUCUUUUUGGCUCUAAGACACUGGCCUUGUCUCACAUUUUGUAUUUUUUACAUAAGUGACUUUUGCUGAUAAAACCCAGGAUGUAGCAUUAUUGUGAAGAGUUACACCCUUUUUGGUUUGGACGUAGUUUUAUUGUUGAAAAUGUCCCUGCUGAAAAGAAUUGAACUAUAAAAUUAAAAUGUACUAUUGAAACUGUAA